CAUAAUUUGUAUAUAUUAUGGCUACCUUUUAAUUGUUCUCUUUUUAUAUUUAUUUUAACAGCGCUUGUUGCAUGUUGUAGCUGUGCUCGCUUCGCUAACGCCACGCCGCACCACCUGUACAGCGCAGUACGGGUACCUGAAUCCUACUACAAACAAGGGGCUGACGACGCGCUAAACAAACCAACUACAAACCAUGUAAUACGACCAGCGUACAUCGCAGCAGCCCAGCUAUACUGCACCCAAAUAUACUUCAUCACCGCUUCAGAUAUCUUCCACGUCUUCGUCAAGCCCGGGAUACAUGAUAUCCUGCACAAUGACUGCCCGCACAUGAUUAUAGAGCACAAAGCAGUAUGUCACUACCAUGACAAUGCUCAUGCCCGUUGUAAACCACAUCACCGGGACGCUGCCAAACUCCUUGGCAAUGGAUAUUGUUGCGAGUGUAAAUCCAACAUUGGGAAACACUGUAGCCCACCACCCGAGAUGAAAAUGUUUUGGAGGCGACAUCACAACAGCAACUAAGGCGAUACCAAACCACCACGCACUCAACGCCCACAGAAAGACGGCCGACAUGACGGCGACGUUGCCCAGCACUUCUGCAUUCAAGUGAAGACCCUCGUGUAGCUCAUCAAAAUCCGAAGGUAGGGCUUUCGCCAUGCCGAUAAAGGCAAUGGCCGUAAACGCAGGCGGUCCCACGCACAUGAAGAGGCCAGGCCGGUGUUCCCUGUUGGGCAAUCCAUUCUGCAUCAGUCGACCAAUCAUGUGUGCAUACAUGAAGACUGCAACAGAUAAUCCUAGACCCUGACAAGUGAGACCGGCCGUCGUAAUCGAAAGUGCAGAGUCCUCCGAUUGCGAACGUGAUAUGACAGACGCAAUGGUGCCUGAGAGCAUAAUGGGGAAAAUGGGCAAGAUCCAUGUCGGCAUCAUAGUAUGCAGGGCAAACGAAUGGCUUGCAAAUAAGAAGCUGUAUUGGCCAACAGCGAGGAUCAACGUAAUGACAACGUAUAUCCAAAACAAAAUUUGCAUGGCCUGUUUACCCGUUUCACUGGUAAAAGGGAUUAUGUAGACUUCGGUGUUGGUUAACAAGGUGGCAAUGGAUAGAAAUGCAGUAGGGACAAAGAGACCCUCGCGAGGGUGAGUGAUGCUUUUUCGGAAGGAGUUUGGAUGUAAGGUAAACCGGAGGGUCAUGACGGCUGUGAUGCAUAGGAAGAUGACAAUGUUGAUAAUGAAGAUGGAGCGCCCAAUGGUGUUCAAUUGUGGGAAGGUAAACGGCUGAUUGUGAAGGAGAAGCGAAAUGCCACCCGUGCUCAUGGGCAGCGUAUACCAAGCCCAAGUGAAAUGGGCCAGUCGUGUGCGGAUAGACAGUUUCCGUUUGUCCUUGCUGUAUAGCUUCUCCAUCUCGGCGUGCUUGUCCAUUAUGGACUCGCCAUUGUCGCGGUCGUUCAAGACAUUAGCAGCAAACAGCUCAUGAUGAUAUUGAUCAUGGCUGCCGGUGAGUUUGGGCAUAUAACGAGACGCCAGCGACCCGGUAGAGUUUCGUCUUGUUGUUUGGCCCGACUCGAUUGUCGAUGAGAAGAAAGACGACUCCAUUGUAGAUGAGUGUUUUGUAAUACAGAGAAUCUGUUACCACUCGUCUGAAUAUAAAGUUGUAUUGAACAAUGAGAAAGGGGAAGAAAGCGUUUACAGACAAUGGACGGGUUCUUAUCAUACACUAGACAGAAAGUCGCCCCCCAUGUAUACAAUGGAAUGAUGAUAUUCAUUCGCUCCAUAUCUCGUUUUUUGCUUUGACCAGCGUGGACCAUGCUCUACUUUAUCCGCUGCCCUGUUUCCAUUGUAAACCGCAGGGGCAAGCGGCGACAAGCACUCGGCAUCAAACAGGGAGCGAGCAGCGCUUCGGUCAGCGAGUUGAGACUUGCCGGGAUCCAAUCAAACCUUGUAAAUAAGCAUACACGCACGGCACCUGGGGGCAGCAGUUGCAACAAGAGACAUGGGACACCUGCCAAGAAGGUUACGAUCGAGGUGGACCGCCAAUUGCGGCGAUGCAGAAGCCCUGCCCGUACGAUUUGACAGGCGCCAUUUUGAUUCGGCGAGGGUACGUCGCAGAUAACAAAGUAUUACAACGGGGGUUACAGAAACCUGGCACUUUUGGGGGCUUGUUUGUUAUCGCCGGGCAACAGCCACAGCCGCAGCAGAGCCUCAGAGUUUCUGCCAAGAAUUUAGGAGAUGGUUUGUGCGUUCUGGCAAACAGGAGAGUCCGAGUCGCGCCAUUCUAUCCCACUCUGGUAUACUUUUUGGUAGUUUCUUGGCCAUCGGAGAUGGCUUUCAUUUUGGGGCGAACGAAAAGAAGGAGUCGUGUACUUGCCGAGAUAUAGUCGAACAAACUCUAAAGGUGCCAAUGUCUGUAGAUGUGGAAAUACCAGUGGUUUGGUGGCGAAGAGGUGCGGCGCUGAUCGAUUGACCAUGGCGCCAUUGGCGAGAUCGGCACUCCCGGCAAUAGUAGCCCGGGCAUGAACUAGCUGCGGCAGCACACUAGUUGCAUGUAUAUAUAAACGUCCACUUACACGGAUGAAUGCACAGAGUAGGGCAUGAAAUAGGGACUCGUCAGCGAUAAGACGUGAUGAAUGUUGGAUAUUCUGCCGAAGCCGCGUGGUGGCGCCUGUGUCUCUCUGUAACCACACCACGUGCGGAGGCGUCCUCUUUUUUUGUUUUUUCUAUAAACGAGUAUCUCUUCUAAGAAUAGUGGGUAAGUUCGUAACUUGUAUGGACAUGAUGAUUUUCAUAUAUUAAUUGUGACGAACGUUUGGCGGGAGUGACGACACGAAACAGCCGGCAGUGGCGUGAUGGGUAUAGUGUAGUGGACGCUUGAUACGCCAGCACGUGUUAUUUUAUUGGUGACAACCAUUGUGAGACGCACCAUGACAAUCACUGCCAGUUAAAAUAUGAACUAAGGGAACUGAUAAAGAAAUAUCCCCACACCAAUAUUUUACAAAUUUGAUGUAAGACGUUUUUAUCAUAAAUGGCCAGCGCAGAACUUGACGAGUUGUCGUUUUAGGGUAGCUGUGCCUAUGUAAGUUGCAGGGCGCCGGAACUUGAACAGUGGGGUUGCCUCGGCUGGCGGCUGGUGCUGGUAGCGGUGGGUUCACGCCGACUGGCUGGUUCGGAUAUGCAAGCAGUAGCCGCAACACACUACAGCAGCUAUUACAAAGCUUAAUUACACCAUCGGCUCUAAAAAGCAAGGAAAAAAGAGUAUAUUGCUACCAGCGGUAGCAGUAGCGUUAAUAUCAAAAGCAACACUAUACUGUAACCCAACCGUCUCUUCUACUGUUGGCUUAGCCCUUUUCCGUCUUCUAUCUACUUUACCAUGGCCGAACUUACAGCAAAGGAUCUCGCAGCUAUGGGCAUCCCCAGCAGCCUGCAGGAUGCCACUGCUGUACGACAACUGGACAGUACCACAUAUGCAGCCGAUCUCUCCGUGCUUUACUGCGUGGGUGCAGUCCCUAAUGGCGGAUAUGUUGCUUCCGUGUUUCAGCGUGUAGCAGAGGCCCAUCUCGGCCUGCGCGGCCAUCCAGAUACCCUCAUCGGCCACUGGGAGUUUCUGGGACGCACAAUAGCUGGCCCAGCCGUGCUCAGGGUUCAGGAAAUCAAGACCGGCCGCUCCAUGUCUGUGCUGCACAUCUCACUCUACCAAGCUGGUCUGCUGCCCGAGUUUCCGUGGGUAUCGCCAACCUCCAAGAGCGAAGUAAACGCCUACAUUACCAAUGGCGAUAUAUCCAAAGAACAGGGCAUCUCUCUUCCUACCGGUUGGGUUAUUCCCACUCCGCCGCCAGUACCAGACUUUGCUGCCCUGGGCCAGAAUACAGACCGACAAUGGGCUAGGACCAUUCUGCCCAUCAUGAAGAGGAUACCUUGCAUGCACAAUGUAGAGGUGUACACGCUCCGCACACGACCGGCCGAUUUGGUCAAAGGUGCAAGCGACUACUGGAUUCGUCUUGCCAAUGGAGAUAAGUUUGUCUUGUCGGAUCUCGGAUUUGUCGUGGACUGUCUGGCGCCUGUUAUUGUGGAAUCAUAUCGUCCAACAGAUGCCCGGCAGCCUGCGUCCAACGACACCAUACCCUUUGACAAGCUAUUCUGGUAUCCAACACUAGUCCUCAACUUGGAUAUUAAGAAGAAGAUGGCAGCACAGGGCGAAGAGUGGCUGAGGUUACGUAUUGCAGCCAAGCAGAUUCUCAGUGGCCGAUUCGAUAUUGAGUUCCUCGUGUUUGAUGCCAACGGCGACUAUGUAGCGGGAAGCCAUCAUGUAGCGCUGGCUGUCGGCUCCGAGAAGAAUACGGCAGGACGAGAAAAGCCCAAACAUAAGUUUUAGCGGUCCUCUCUAUAGUAUAAAGCAUAAUUAUAUAAAAUGAGCAUACCCUCUAAAUAUUGAAUAAUUGAAUUUUCAUAGAUUAUCCUUCAAACAGCCCAUCCAUACGCGUUUAAGCGAAUCAAUGGCUACAGUAGCCUGAGCAGCCUUCGGGACAAUCAGCGUCUUUAUUGCAGGUUGUAGUCCUGGACCCCCAACACCAAGGUAAAUCGCUAAGCUUCGGCUUUGAUAGAUGGCGAUUAGGGCAAUAUUGCCAGCACGAAUGGGGAUAGAAAGUUGUUCCACAACGAGGUUUAUAAACGUCGGGUGGGAGAGCGUUACUAGUAUUAUCGACUAGCUCAUCAGCGUAUAUAGCUACAACAAGAGUAAGAGUAGCAAAGGUCGAUAGGGGUUGCAUUUCUCCAGAGUUGUUUUAAAU
Messenger RNA from [Torrubiella] hemipterigena, 4775 nucleotides. The record is from the annotation of a GenBank genome assembly. NCBI's taxonomy places the organism in Eukaryota, Fungi, Ascomycota, Sordariomycetes, Hypocreales, Clavicipitaceae.